Actinia tenebrosa (Australian red waratah sea anemone) is the source of this 2195-nucleotide messenger RNA. RefSeq lists its product as uncharacterized. Lineage: Eukaryota; Metazoa; Cnidaria; Anthozoa; Actiniaria; Actiniidae. The record is from RefSeq and is a predicted model, not a curated record.
UUUGGCGCGAUCUUCGAUCAGAAGAGAAAAUCAUCCACAAAGUGAAAAUUUGACCCUGAAAUUCAACUAAAAUUCUUCAUUUUCAAUAAAUAAUAAUCAGACAGGAACGUUUUAUGGAAUAUAAGGAUGUCUGCUGCGCGCAGGUCUGCAAGGGCAAAAAAGCAAGUUGACUACAGUCUGACUGAUUCUCCUGAUAACAGUGACGAUGACUUCCAGGAUUCUCCCAGUGGUCCUCCGCCUAACAAGAAACCCAAGACAGCUACCAAAUCAAAGACAAAAGCUAAACCAGAUGAAAAGAUAGCAAAGGAAAAACCAUCAUCUACAAGAAAGCAAAGACUUUCACUUGAAGAGAAGAUGUAUCAAAGAGAGCUAGAAGCAGCGAUUGAAGCAUCUAAAAAAGAAUCUCAAUCAAGUGACGAAGCAAAACCAGAUAAUGAUAGUACAAACAAGGAGAAUGAAGAUAGGGAGGUAGUAAAGGGAAUGUCACAUGAAGAAGUGGCUGCUUCUAUGAGCAAGAAUCAAGAAGAACUGGAUUCCAAAACUCCAAGUAGCACAGAACAAGAGGAAGAUAAAAGUGAUGAGGAUGAUAAGGAAGGCGAUGGUGAUGAUGAUGAAGAUUUCACUGAUGACAUUGAAGCUGAAGCAAGUGAUGAUCUUAAUGAUGAGGACAGUGAUUUUGAUAAAGAAAAAGAAAAGAAAAAGAAAACUAAGAAUAAGAAAACCAAAGGACCAGAACCAGUACAUUCAUCGCCUUCUAAAGUAGGGAUUAAGCCAAGAACCAGUGUCACAGUGACGCCAAUAAAGAUGCUUAAAAGUCAAGCUAGGAAAAGGAACACAGAUUCCUCCAAGGGCAGUAGUAUAAAGUCAAUUUCAUCUGCCGAUUCUGGAUCAGCCUCUAAUUCACCCCAAAUAUCUGUUGCAAAACCCAACAUUUUAUCUUCAUCAUCAUCAUCUACAAAUUUCUUAACUUCAUCAAGUCUCCGCAAGAGUCCAGGAACAGGACUUGGGAGCGUCAAAAUCCAGUCAUCUGGUACUCUACGACUAGGAUUAUCAAGAAAUGUACGUGUGAAGCCUUUACUCUCCAAAAUAUCAGUACAUCAUUAAAUAAAAUGCUUUAUUGGAUAAUAUUAUUAAAGACUAUAAUUAUAUUACAAAGUAACACUUCUGUUCUGCCACUCCAUCGUACAAUCUACAAUGUACUCUGCAAGAUGUUUGGAAAAGGUUCCAUCUGGCCAGCUGUUGUCAUGGACACAAAGUUCUGUGUAUUUCUUCAUGUUGCCAUAGUUUCUGAGUGUUUCAAGUUAGUGGCAGAAUUCUUUUUAAUGAUUGAUUGAGGUCCCAUGAAGGCUGCUAUUGUCAUGGAAACAAAGAUAGGUAUCUUUGUAUCAUCAUGGUUUCCUGAGUGCCUUAAGGUGGUUGCAGAUAUUGGCAGGUGAACUGCAGUAUUUAACUCAACUGUCCUAUCUACCAAUCAAAUAUACCUCAAAAACUUUUUUCCUGUUGGAAAUUCAUGCCAUUCAUGUACUGAUUAAUGCUUGCAUUGAUAUAUCAGGCAUGUUUAUUGUCUUGGACUCUCCAUCACUUCUUAUCACAUUAACCCUCAAGCUGUCUGACCCUUCCUUUUAAAUUACUGUAUGACCAACUUUUAAGUUACACUCUUUAGAGUACUUUUCAUCAUCCAUAACUUUUAGAUUUUGGGGGUUCUUUUAGCUUCUGUCAAACAAUAAUUAUUACUAUAAACUCAUACCAACCUAACUUUGAUGAAUGAAAACAAAAACAAAAAUAUGCUGCAUCCAGAACGGACCUUUUUCAUUGCAGUAUUUACGGGUGUGUUUCUGGGCCUUAUCCCUAGCGGUUAGCAGUAAACCUGAUGCUAAAGGUGAGUCUAGUGUUGUGAGAUAACAGGUUUUUGCAAAGUCUAACAUUAUUUUGAUUGGAAUCCAAUUAUUACCCAUUAACAAUAACAAGAGAAGUAGGAACAUAGACACUGAGUACUUAUAAUACAACUAUUAAACUAUUAGAGUGAUGUUAUUUAAUUAACCUGUGAAAUAGAUACACUAUAUCUGCCAUUUUUCUUUAUUUGAUUAUUAAACAUUGAACAUUAUCAUUAUUAUUUUGGUUGGCUAAAUAAAAUCACUCUAUGUACAUAUCAAUAUAUAAGUAAUACUGUACAAAUAAAGAUAUCAUUAACUGUG